AUGACUGAUAUAGGAAAUAUGACAUAUUUUCUAGAGAUGAAGAUUAUGUACUCUAAGAAGGGUAUCAUUUUGCAUCAGCUGAAGUAUAAACUUGAACUUCUGAAGAUAUUUGAGCUGCUGAAUUUUAAGGUUAUGGUCACACCUUCAGAAACAAAACAAAAAUUGGAUUAUGAUCAUGAGGGUGAUGAUGUAGAUGCUACAACUUUCAAGCAGUUGGUUGGAUCUCUAAGAUAUUUGUGUAAUACCAUACCUGAUAUUUUCUAUGUAGUUGGAAUGGUUAAUAGGUUCCUGAGUAAACCUAAGUGGUCUCAUUACCAAGCCGUUGUUAGGAUUCUGAGGUAUAUUAAGGGGACUCUGAAGUAUGGAGUGUUUUUCCCUUCUGGUGAAAAGGAAAAUCCAGAGCUGAUGUGUUACUCAGACUCUGAUUGGUGUGGAGACAUAGUUGACAUAAGAAGUACUUAUGGAUAUUUGUUUAAGUAUCUAGGAGGUCCUAUUUCUUGGUAUUGUGGCUGCAUGUCAAGUUGUGUGGCUUCUGAAUUUACUGCAAGAUCUGAAGAUCAAGGUAGACAAGCCUCUGAAGCUGAUGAUUGA
Lathyrus oleraceus (garden pea) is the source of this 591-nucleotide messenger RNA. RefSeq lists its product as uncharacterized. The transcript is spliced from 2 exons. The record is from RefSeq and is a predicted model, not a curated record. Bases 1 to 591 code for a protein of 196 amino acids. Lineage: Eukaryota; Viridiplantae; Streptophyta; Magnoliopsida; Fabales; Fabaceae.